Messenger RNA from Parasteatoda tepidariorum (common house spider), 4177 nucleotides. It is a transcript of the gene Fs(2)Ket, whose product is annotated as Importin subunit beta Fs(2)Ket. Gene Ontology annotation, biological process: protein import into nucleus. Gene Ontology annotation, molecular function: small GTPase binding. The record is from RefSeq and is a predicted model, not a curated record. Lineage: Eukaryota; Metazoa; Arthropoda; Arachnida; Araneae; Theridiidae.
AUUCGUUUUUGUGUCAGCCGGUCCGAUGUUGCGCGCGCUCACUUUGCUUACGAUGCCAUGUGGAGCGCGAUAAGCUAGAAUUGCCGGUAUUUCUGCGGAUGACGAGACUCAUUCGUAUAUGUUUAUGAAAAUACAACAUUCCUAAUGUAAAAUUGUUUUUACCAUAUUUUAUUCGCUACACUCAUCAUGGAUUUAAUCAGCAUUUUGGAAAAGACCGUUUCACCUGAUAAAUCUGAGCUAGAGGCUGCACAGAGCUAUUUGGAACAAGCUGCUCAAACUAAUUUGCCUGAAUUUCUGAAGUCAUUGUCCAAUGUACUUCAACAUGCCAAUAAUUCUCCAGUUGCACGAAUGGCUGCUGGCUUGCAGCUCAAAAAUGCGCUGACUUCAAAAGACCAAGAAAUCAAGCUUAAGUAUCAAGAGCGUUGGCUACAAUUUCCUUCAGAUGUGCGGAGUUUUGUAAAACAAAAUGUGCUAUCUGCCUUAGGAACAGAAACUCUCAGACCUAGUUCUGCUGCACAGUGUGUAGCUUAUAUUGCUGUUGCAGAGUUACCUCGUGGGGAAUGGCCAGAUCUCAUUUUAUUACUUACACAGAAUAUAACUAACAUAAACUCCACUGAAAUGACCAAAGAGGCAACACUAGAAGCAAUAGGAUACAUCUGUCAGGAUAUAGAACCAGAUGUUCUUGUUUCACAAUCAAAUGACAUCCUGACUGCAAUUGUUCAUGGGAUUAGAAAAGAUGAACCUAGUGAUCAUGUUAAGCUAGCAGCAACAACUGCACUUCUAAACUCUUUAGAAUUUACCAAAGCCAACUUUGAGAAGGAAUCUGAGAGGCAUUUCAUCAUGCAGGUCGUGUGUGAAGCUACUCAGUCUGCUGAUACUAAGGUUAAAGUUGCUGCUCUUCAGUGCUUAGUAAAAAUUAUGUCUUUGUACUAUCAGUACAUGGAAGCUUACAUGGGGCCUGCUCUUUUUGCUAUUACAAUGGAAGCCAUGAAAAGUGAUAUUGAUGAAGUUGCACUCCAGGGUAUUGAAUUUUGGAGCAAUGUCUGUGAUGAGGAAGUUGACUUGGAUAUUGAAGCAUCCGAGGCUUCUGAACAAGGUAGACCUCCCGCUCGAACAUCACGGUUCUAUGCUAAAGGUGCACUGCAAUAUUUAGUACCAAUUCUAAUGCAGACUCUGACUAAACAGGAAGAGCAUGAUGAUGAAGAUGAUUGGAUUCCCUCUAAAGCUGCUGGUGUAUGUCUUAUGCUGAUGGCUGCUUGUUGUGAAGAUGAUAUUGUUUGUCAUGUUUUGCCAUUUGUUAAAAAUAAUAUAAAAAAUCCUGAUUGGCGCUAUAGAGAUGCUGCUGUUAUGGCAUUUGGUUGUAUUUUAGAAGGACCAGAUCCUACGAAUUUGAAACCAGUUGUUGAGCAAGCAAUGCCCAUGUUCAUAGAACUGAUGGCAGAUGAGAGUGUGGUUGUAAGGGACACAGUAGCUUGGACAAUUGGAAGGGUUUGCGAACUCAAUCCUGAAGCUGCAGUAAAUGAAAUAUAUUUAAGACCUCUUUUAGAAGCUUUGGUUAAAGGAUUAACUGCCGAACCUAGAGUAGCUUCGAAUGUUUGCUGGGCUUUCAGUAGUUUGGCAGAAGCUGCGUAUGAGGCUGCUGAUGCAACUGAUGAAAAUCAAGAACCAAAUACUUAUUGUCUAUCUGGAUACUUUGAAGUGAUUGUUUCUAAAUUACUGGAAACAACGGAAAGACCAGAUGGAAACCAAGCUAAUUUAAGAAAUGCUGCUUAUGAAGCUCUCAUGGAAUUGGUUAAAAAUAGUCCAAAAGACUGCUAUGUAUGGGUUCAAAAAACUACAAUGAUUAUUUUAGAGCGAUUGAAUCAUGUGUUAGCUUUAGAAGGCCACAUUCAAAGUACAUCAGAUAGAGCACAAUACAAUGAUUUGCAAUCUUUGUUGUGUGCCACAUUGCAGAGUGUUCUUCGAAAAAUGACUGAAGAAGACGCACCUAAAAUUUCUGAUGCCAUAAUGACUGCAUUGUUGCAAAUGUUCAGUUCCUCUAGUGGUAAAUCUGGAGGUGUACAAGAAGAUGCUCUGAUGGCUGUGUCAAUGCUUGUUGAAGUUUUGGGAGAACAGUUCUUAAAAUAUAUGGAAGCUUUCACACCAUUUCUUGCUCUUGGGUUGAAAAACUUUGCUGAAUAUCAAGUCUGCAGUGCUGCUGUAGGAUUAACUGGAGAUAUUUGCCGAGCCUUAUCAAUAAAGGUUCUCCCUUACUGUGAUGAAAUUAUGACAAUGCUUCUAGAAAAUUUAUCAAACACUGCUGUGAAUCGCUCUGUGAAGCCUCAGAUCUUAUCAGUGUUUGGAGAUGUAGCUCUAGCAAUUGGAACACAUUUUCAAAAAUAUUUAGUAAUUGUUUUAGAAGCCUUGGCACAAGCCUCACAAACUCAAGCCGAGAAGAAUGAUUAUGAUAUGAUUGAUUAUGUUAACGAGCUUCGUGAAGGGUGCCUUGAAGCCUAUACUGGUAUUAUUCAGGGAUUGAAAGGUGAUCAAAAUACAACUACACCUAACAGUGAAGUGAACUUAAUGCAACCUCAUGUUCCAUAUAUUAUGCAAUUUAUUACCCAUAUAGCACAAGAUCCAGACCAUUCUGAUGGAACAAUAGCUGCUAGUGCUGGUCUUAUAGGUGAUUUGUGCUUGGCAUUUGGACAGAUAAUGUUAAGAGAUGUAGAUAAUGAAGUUAUAAGUGAACUAUUAACUAAAGGCAGACGCUCAAAAACUAGUAAAACAAAAACAUUAGCAACAUGGGCCUCUAAAGAAAUAAGAAAAUUGAAAAAUGCUGCAUCAUCGUGAUUUCCAUAUGGUUGACAGUACAGUUAACCCAAUAAUUCUGUGCUGUCGUGUGAAAGUUUUAAUCUUAUGGCUGUCGCAAGAAUGCGUUAAUGAGAAGCCAAGCGCAAUUAGUGUUUGACAAGAGAGAAAGAGCGAGCGCGUGAAAGUGUGCGUGUGUGCUCCAUCUUUCACACCAGUAUGAUUCGUCAGUCUCUUUCCGUAAAAACUUCCAAGCCUGCCAAGCUUCUUCAUCCAUAGCCAGCAACAGUUCUAUUGGAGAUUUCCUCAUUCAAACAGCAAUGUAGAAAACUUCUCAACUCGGCCCUGUGCCAGACUCAUUUUAGAAAGUGCCCGUCGUGUCAUAAGUGAAUUUUUCACCUCGGUGUCUUUCUUACCUUUGUCAUUUCUCCGCUUGGGAGACAGGCUGCUGCAUCUGUGAUGUAAUAUCAAAAGUGGGUGUUUUAAAACAAAAAUGAAACCUACAUUGAUUUUCUUUAGGAAUUAACCAAAAAAAAAAAAAUAAUAUAUAUGGCAACUUAUGAAGUUGUUAAUUUUGGGAAGUGCCUUUGUACUGAGGUGUGUUUGACUGUUUAGGUCCAAACCUCAAAAUGCUUUUUAAAAAGCCAAAUUCUGUUAUCUUUGGCUGAUAAAGUUGAGCAAUUUGUCUGCUCUUUAUAUAAUGCUGAUUGAAUAGGAGUUAUUGCUGUUGAAGAACAAGGGUAACCAAGAGUGUUGUAUUUUAAUAUGAAUUUAAAUUGUUACAUAGCUUUACAUUUAAAGUGUUCUACAGUAUUUGAAAUUAUUUUUGGCAGCUUUAUUUUUUGAAACAGUUCCUGUUUUCAGAAGAAAAUAAUGCGGUUUAGUUAAACAUAUUAAAAACAAAAUAUUUUAGGCCAUAAGUGCCCAACAUUGCCAUUUUUAUUGCAAAUUUUAUACAGUUACCCUUGUUUUUGUGCAAUUGCUGGGAUUAUAUAAGUUGUGAAUAAUUUUCUGUAUAAAAUUGUAAUUUUUUUAAAAAAAAACUUUAAAAAUCAUUAGUUGACUUUAACAUGCAUAGUUCAUUAUUGCUUUAUAUUGGGACAGCCAAAAUUAUCAUAGUCAUUUGUUCCCGAUAUUUUAUUGCUGUGAUGUUAUAUAUUUCUAAUUAUACAUUUUUCAUUCUGUCUGUAUCUUACGUUGGUGUGAAUAUUAAUUUUCAACAAUAUUUUCUUUUUGUAAAUUCUUACUUUGUUAUUGUAAUUUUUUUUAAAACUUCUCAGGCUUAUCUAAUCAUUCAUGUGUGAGUGGUGUGUAUGUAAAAAUGUUUUCUUUUUCCACUUCCUAAUUCCAUAUUUGAAUAUGUGACCAAUAAAAAAAAUUAGCUCAAAAA